ACCUAAUCCCAUAUACAAAAACGUAUUCAAACCAAACACUAGUUAAUAUAUAUUGAAAUAAUGUCGUCAGAAGGAUUCUCCAUUAAAGCUAGAGGCUUAGGUAACAAUAACAACAUGGGAGGUGGAGGAACGGGGACUAAGUGUGGACGGUGGAAUCCAACGGUGGAGCAAGUGAAACUUCUGACGGAUCUGUUCAAGGCGGGGCUACGAACACCAAGCACCGACCAGAUUCAAAAGAUCUCUACGGAGCUGAGUGUCUACGGUAAGAUCGAGAGCAAGAACGUGUUCUAUUGGUUCCAAAACCAUAAAGCUAGGGAAAGACAAAAGCGUCGUAAAAUCUCCACCGUCGAUUACGAUCAUCGUCAAGACACAAAUCUCUCUCUUUCACAUCGACACAACCCAUGUCAUCACCAAACACCACCUAAAGAUACUUUCGGAGGCCGUGAAGAAGAGGAGAAUGUGAUAGAGACAUUGCAACUCUUCCCAUUAUCGAAGGUUGAAAGAGCUAAUAUUACUGCUGCGAGCUACAACGAAUACAUAAGAGAGCAUGUCAAUACGACGGUGUUUUCCACAUACUCAUCAUGCGGUGCUGAGAUGGAACAUCCACCGUUGGAUCUUCGACUAAGCUUUCUAUGAAUGUGUUUUCAUUUUAACGACUCUAAUGGAAUCCAAAAAAAAAAAACAUGAGACCCAAAUAUGCGGAGUUAUAUGCUAAGAACCCGAUCAGAAGAUGAUGUGCUAGAAUUAACAUUGGUGUCAAAACUCAAAAGAAUAUUCAUGAAUAAAAUAUCAAAUAUUUUCGGUGUAAUGGAUUAGCUAGGUUGGUGUAGUAGCACUUUAGAAGUUGUAGUGACAUCUAGCUAUCAUGCGACUGGGACUUGUAAGAGCAGCAUUAUCGCGCAAAAAAAAA
Molecule: messenger RNA, 910 nt
Organism: Brassica oleracea var. oleracea
Lineage: Eukaryota; Viridiplantae; Streptophyta; Magnoliopsida; Brassicales; Brassicaceae
Product: WUSCHEL-related homeobox 7-like
Exons: 2
Coding region: 61-636 (191 amino acids)
Biological process (GO): plant organ development
Molecular function (GO): DNA binding; DNA-binding transcription factor activity
Source: RefSeq, a predicted model, not a curated record